AUGAAAAUCCUUACUGAAAAUGUCAAGAAGAAAUUGUCAAGACUGAAGCCAAUUCUCCCCUACGGAGUCACGGAGUCCUGGGAAGACCUAGACCCGCGUCUGUACCACGCUAUCCAUAUCUAUUGGUUGAAGUUUUACGGGAUGUGGUACAACGAUUUUUCGCCAAGAUCUAUACUAUUUUGGAUACAGUUGUUGUUCACUUUGGUCUCCCUAUGGCUCGUUUGUUUUCUACCCGGAAUCGGCGAAGUUGUUUAUUUACUGAGACGAAGGGAAAAUAUCGGGGACAUCGCUGCAGGAUUAUAUCUUUUCCUAAGUGAAAUGUACACGUACUUCAAAAUCGCAGUAUUCUGGAUGAACAGGGAUAAGAUAAUGCAGCUGCUUACAUAUUUGUACUGCAAGGAAUUCAAGCCAAAAGAAGCCGAACAUCGGGAGAUUGUGCGCAAGAGCAUCGAACGGGCGCGGAACGUUAUGUCGUACUACUCUACCAUGUGCGUCGGAGCAGUUUCGGUGGGCAUCAUUAUGCCUCUGACGGAGAAUUUCGAGGUUCUGCCCACGAAUGUCGAAUAUCCGUUUUUCGACGUUUACAAAUCACCAGCUUAUGAGAUCAUUUAUAUUCACCAUGUCUAUUACAAACCGGCGACGUGUAUAAUAGACGGCGUUAUGGACACAUUGUUAGCUGCCUUUGUCGCCUCGGCCAUUGGGCAAAUAGAAAUAUUAGCGUUUAACAUGCGCAAUUUUACCAUGGUGGCAGAACGACGUCGCAGGCAAGCCAUAACCGAGAACAAAUGUAAUGGAAACACCACGACAGACUAUUACACGAGAGCCGUGCUCAAGGAGUGCAUCGUACAUCACAACAGUAUUAUAAAAUACGUGUCGAUGAUUGAAAGUGCUUUCAGCUUGGCUUCGGCAUUGCAAUUUAUGCUGAGUGUUAUGGUGCUUUGUUUGGUCGGCAUCCAGUUUCUGUCGAUCGAGGAGCCAAUGAGUCAUCCGAUGCAAAUGAUGUGGAUGGCAAUAUAUCUGACGUGCAUGCUGAUUGAAGUGUUCAUUCUGUGCUGGUUCGGAGAUGAGCUCAUUUGGAAGAGCAUAGAACUUCGUCAAGCAGCGUUCGAGGGUCCCUGGCUAACCAACAGCCCGAAGACAAACAUGUACCUCAUCAUCUUCUUGGAGCGCUGCAAGCGUCCUCUGCGAGUCUCCGCAGGGAAAGUAUUCACCCUCUCGCUCGACACUUACACCAUUCUGAUCAACUGGUCUUACAAAGCGUUUGCAGUCAUGAGAAAUAUGAAGAAAUAAAUAAAUCCAGCACAACGGUGGAGGUGCGCCACGUGCCGCCGGCUACAGCACAGCACAUUUAUAUG
Messenger RNA from Pectinophora gossypiella (pink bollworm), 1355 nucleotides. It is a transcript of the gene Or-44, whose product is annotated as odorant receptor 46a-like. Gene Ontology annotation, biological process: detection of chemical stimulus involved in sensory perception of smell; sensory perception of smell. The transcript is spliced from 9 exons. The record is from RefSeq and is a predicted model, not a curated record. The coding region runs from base 1 to 1290 and encodes 429 amino acids. Gene Ontology annotation, cellular component: plasma membrane. Gene Ontology annotation, molecular function: olfactory receptor activity; odorant binding. Lineage: Eukaryota; Metazoa; Arthropoda; Insecta; Lepidoptera; Gelechiidae.